GCAGUCCCGCCGGCCGCGCCGCCCCGCUCCGACCUAUGGCUCCGGGCCGGGCGCUGCUGCCCGCGGCGCUGCUGGCGCUGGCGCUGAGCCCGGCACCCGCGGCCGCGCUGCCGUGCGCCGCUCACUGCCCGGCGGGUACGUUCGUAGCCAGCGCCGACUGCGGACGGGGAGCGGGCGCGUCCUGCCAGCCCUGCCCGGCCGGCACCUUCUCCAGCGCGGCGGGACGCGGCAGCUGCAGGAUGUGUCGGCAGUGCCAAGGACUAUUUCAGUAUUUGAAAAGGUGUUCCUCAACGAGUGAUGCUGAAUGCACGUGCAGGGAGGGCUAUCGCUGCGGCGGUGAUGGCUGCACCUACUGCAUCCGAAGCUGUGGCGUGGGCCAGGAGCGCACCAGGAACGGUUGCCAGGCUUGCCGCUACGGAACCUUUAAUGAUCAGCCCAAUGGCUCCUGUAAAAACUGGACAAUGUGCUCUGGGAACCAAGUCCUGGAGCCUGGAACUCCAGCAAAAGAUGUCAUUUGCAAAGACGCUUCAGUUAAUUUCACUUCAGUCACUACUAUACCUACAACAUCUCUCAAAAUUCCAUUUUCUAUCACUGUUCCAGGGAAGGAUGUUCAGACAGACAUGAUCAGGAUUUCUCUCGCUGUGGCUGGGCUGUCGUGCAUAGUGUUUCUGCUGCCUUUGUGCAUCUGCUUCAGUGUCUGGCAGAAAAAGAAACUACACACUGUCUUCAAGAAAAUGCACACACUUGAACAGUCAGUUCAAGAAGAUGAUGCCUGCAGCUGCCACUUCCCUGAGGAAGAACAAGGUGAAUAUCAGAAUCCUGGCAAGUCCACAGAAUUGAGAGAUCUUCUGAUGAACUAAAAAUUGAACUGUCCAAGUCAGCCACAUUUGAAUUUUCUUUUGGAACACAGAACAAGAAUCUGUUUAUGUAAAUACAGCAGGUGUCAGCACCUGAGUGAGCAGUAAAUAGCCCAGCCACUGGGGAAAAAUGCUUUUUUAAAUAUUUCUUUAAAAAAUAAUAAAAAAACCCUCCAAAGCA
Messenger RNA from Taeniopygia guttata (zebra finch), 1038 nucleotides. RefSeq names its product TNF receptor superfamily member 9 (gene TNFRSF9). Gene Ontology annotation, biological process: regulation of cell population proliferation. The record is from RefSeq and is a predicted model, not a curated record. Gene Ontology annotation, molecular function: protein binding; signaling receptor activity. Lineage: Eukaryota; Metazoa; Chordata; Aves; Passeriformes; Estrildidae.